AUGUAUCCUGCUCCAUCUCAAAAUUUAAUAUCAUUUGAUGAUGAUAGUGCCGGUAAGCAGCAAUUCCGCUUGUACAUUUGGCUUGAUACAGUAACAACAUACUAUUUGGUCGUAACCACACAUGACCCGAAGGUUACAGGACAAUUUGCAAUAAGCGCAACUGGUAUAGCAUCUCUCACAUUUUCAACGACUGAUGAAUCUGGUAAGAACUUCAUUAAUUUCAGGGAAGUUCUUGAAUGGAACACAACAUUCAUCAAAAGAUGGAUGCAAAAAGAUAUGCAAAGUACUGAAUGUAGCAAUAUACAGUAA
Rotaria sp. Silwood2 is the source of this 309-nucleotide messenger RNA. Lineage: Eukaryota; Metazoa; Rotifera; Eurotatoria; Philodinida; Philodinidae. The record is from the annotation of a GenBank genome assembly.